AUGUGGCCCAAGCUCUACAAAAAGCGAGAGACAGGUGGGGAUGGGAAGGCUCUAUGUGAAACGGUGGUCAGUCCGAUUGCGAGACAGAAAGGUGGCAGAAUAGCUGACGCGUCCAUACCUCAUGCUGAACUCGAUUGCAAAUGCAAAGCUAUGGAUGCCAGUCUUUUACGUGAGAGAGAAGCUUUUCUUAAACGCGCAAAGGCACUUCCUGUGGUCGAGAAGCCACGUGCAGCCCCAAUCCCCUCUAAUGACAUUGGUCCACCUCCGAUCAAACGAGUUGCUGCCUCUGUCCCAUCUGAUCUCAGAUCGGCUGAAUUUCGACCUGCGUUGCAAGGAAAGUUUGCUGUCCUCUCGUCUGUGGUGAAGUAUAUGAAACAAAGACAUCUAGAACGAGAUACGCAUCCCUUAACAGUCGAGGAAAUUUUGGAGGAGGCUCGGCUUCACGAUACUCCACAGUCAACCAUUCGUUGGCUUGAGGAUGAGGCUUUACCGAACAAUCCGAAAAUUAGAGUCACACCGGAUAGAAAGUUCGUCUUCAAACCUCGCUACGAUAUCCGUAAUCGUCACGAUCUCUACAUGUUAUUGAAGCGCCAUGAUCUCAAAGGUUUGGGGGGUAUAUCCAUGGACGAUAUUGCUGAAUCAAUAGCGGAUGCAGAGCGAUUGAUCAAUGUGAGUUCUUUUCCAAUCAUUGAUACCAUAUGUUUGUCAUGUGCCAGUUCACAUAGUUUCACUAAAAUUUAG
Molecule: messenger RNA, 741 nt
Organism: Echinostoma caproni
Lineage: Eukaryota; Metazoa; Platyhelminthes; Trematoda; Plagiorchiida; Echinostomatidae
Source: the annotation of a GenBank genome assembly